UUAGUGAGUAUCAAAUCUGUGAGAAAUUGCUGUCAGGCAGUCACGUUUCCACGGCAAAUUCGAUUGAUUGACCGAGUGACAAGCUGAGCGGCCGAGAAAGUUGUUGGCCAAUUCACUAGCAGGUCACACUCAAUUACAACAACAACAAGUUAAAUUUCAUUAUCAGCGAGCCGCAAAUGAUGUUGCAUGGACGUAUAUACACACACUUUUGUGUACAUGGUAUAUAUAUAUAUUUAUACUAUAGUAGGUGACAACACGAAAAUGAGGAAGUAAAUGACAAAGGAGAGUCGUCUGGCAAUUGGCUUUGCAGCAGAAGCAACGUUGCAACAAGUAGCAGAAGAACGCUGCGGGCAAAAGCCAUAGCGUUUAGAGCCAAAACAAGCUGCCCGCAAGCCGUUGGCAGCCAAUAGUCGUUUGAUAGACCUCGCCGCAGUCGCGUCAAUUGCUUGCGAACUCACUCAUCGGACUACACUAUAAUAUUAUAGCACGUCUGUCGAAGACAAGUGGUAGAAUCUAAUUGCAAGACAAAUUUAUUAAUUAUAUUAGUGUAUACUGGUGCAUACAAACAUACAGAUUUAUGUAAUAUUAGCCAAGGAAGUUGACGCAAUAAAGCAAAAAAUAUACAAAAUGGUGAUCGAUAUCAAAAUGUGUCGUUUCGAGAAUGUCCCUUGGGGUUUUCGUUUAGUCGGCGGUGCAGAUUUUGAGUUUCCGCUGACGGUUGUUAAGGUCAAUGAGGGCAGCAUUGCCGAGGAGGCUGGUUUGCGUGAAGAUGACGUCAUUGUACGCAUUAACGACACUGCCACCUCGCCGCUGUCCCACGACGAAGCAGACAAGGUAAUUAGGAGUUGUGGAAAUGUCUUCUACAUUGGUGUGCAACGUGAAAGUGAAGAGGAGCCAGUGCCGAAGAUGUUCCCCGUUUUGAGCGCGGAACGUUCACUUACUCCACCAGCCAUAUCCGAUAUGACUGGCCGUAAAAGUCCCAUACCUCGUCAGCUGGCAGUAGAGUCACCGCCACCGCCGGAAACUGAGCUUUUGCCCGAUUUACCCGAGCGCCCAUGCUCGGUGCUGUCGGAGCAAAGCGAAAUUAAAUUGGUGGAAGAAGAAAUCGCAGCAGUGCUUUCCGGCGAGUCGGAGGUGCUUAAGGAUCACAACGUGUUGGGCGUAAAUUUCUAUAGAAUAUUUCCCAAGCCUGGCGUUUGCAUGACCAGUGAUGUGCUGCGUACACUCAAUGAAAACGCUAUCAAAACUAAAGCUGAAAAGGAUAAAGAGAAUAAGAAAUGGUCGACGUUCCUGAUAAAACCCGAUCGUCCUAUUCCUAAGAGCAAGGAACAAAUCGAGGCGGAGCGUCGAGCAGCCAAUGCUUAUAAAGUUCAGAUUGUGAAGUCAGCACCAAGGUCACGAUCGGUUUCACCGAUGCCAAAUCCACCAGAGCCUGUAACGCCAGCUGAGCCAUUAAUUGAAGAAAAACAGCCCACACCACCAAAAGUCGAGGAAGUUGAGGAACCACCACCAACCGACAGUGAGCUACCGAACUUGGUGGAGGUAAAAAUUGCAGUUGAACCGCCAGUUGAGGAAAAUGAAAAUCUACAGCUUGAGGCUGCAAGUGAGCAGAACACAGAAGAGCAAGAAAGUGAAGAAGUUGGAAGUAAGUGUGAGCAACAAUCACCACCGGCAGAGGCGGUGUCAAGCGUCGAAGAGAUAGAGGAAAAGGACAUAGUGGCGAAUGGGGAUGAAACUACAAAUAAUGUUGCUACCUCAGCAGCAUCUGACAAUUCUUCUUUGAUCCAACGUGAAAAAACCGAAGAAGAGCUGGCACUUGAACGCCAAUUGGCCGAUGUGCAACGCCAGUUAGCUGCACUUUCCUCUUUACCCUCGACCAUUCAGUCGACACUCGAUGCAGUCACAAAGCAAUUGGCAAGUCUACUGCCCGCUUUCCAGUUGCAGACCACGGCCCAGACACAGCCGUCGCAAUCUCAAGUGACUUCUGUUGCUGCAGCUGAACCGCGCUCUAUUAGUUUGGAAAAGAUUGAUGAAAGCGCUGAAGUGGCAAAAAUAGAGAAAGAAGAAGAACAAGCUUCGAAGUCAGCUAGCAGUUUAGAGAAUUCAGUGGUUGCCGAAAAAGAUUCGGAAUCUCUUGAAGCUGUUAAAGAAAACAUCGAAACCGAUACGCCCGUUUUGAGUGCAGUCAAACAGCAGGAAGCCAAACAAAACAAAGAGGAUAGACAGCAAAUGGAGGAAGAGCAAGAUGUAAAGAAACAAAAGCGGAGCGAGGUAAUCGAGGAACUUGAAGAACAGUUGGAGCGCAAAUCCAACCCUCGUCGUUCGAAGCGUGCUUUCGGUCCAUUGACACCGUCUUCUGAGAGACCACUGGUACUGCCGGGCGGUAGGCGUUGGUAUAAACCUAAGGAUGCAUACAACGAUGAAUUUAUAGCGGAAACAUUGAGUGCACAGGCAGAACUCAUCACGGGCACCACUUUGGGUUGUACAUUUGAAAGUCCACUGCUCGCCUACGACCCCAGAGUCAACUUCAUGAAGUAUCAAAAGCCUGAAAAGAAAAUCGACUUGAAUAGAAGUGAAGUUUACAAAGUAAUUCAUCACUUGGACCGACAGCCAGUGCGCGGCAUUGAGGUUCGGCCACCCGUGGUGCCGGCUGAAGUGGAUAUAAGAAAGGUGGCAUUGCAACCGUAACCUGCCACACCCGAAAGCGGUCGCGGCCGGCUACAGAAAUGUGGUUCGCGCAGCGGAGUGGUAGGAGCAACUGCACCACUACCUUCAGCGCCAACUCUAACCUCAACCCUCAGAUGUAUGCUAAUAUCAAAACCAUGUUUUCGCUAAAACACAACAAAAUCGAGAGAAUAGAAAGAAGAAGUUGCCGCAAACCGCAAACUGAUGCGUGCUUCCAACAACCAGCAACCAGCAGCCAAGCAACCAACCGCUCAGCCAUAUUCAUAUAUAAUAUAUGAAUAUAAUAACGUAUACACGUAAAUAAAUAUAAAUGUAUGAAAAUAUAAGUAUAUAUAAAUAUAUAAAUACGCAACCGCGAACCUCAAAUACCCAAAUGCCUCCUCCGCAUCCUGCGCCCUGCGUCCUGUGCCAAUGCUGAUUUCUAAUUUAACUUUUAUGUAGAGGUAGUUACAUAUAUACAUGCAUACAUUCAAGCAGAUAACCAUAUUUUGCUGCCUGAUGAUGGCAUAACAUAUUUAAUGUUUUAAUGUAAAAAGGAAAAAAAAUCUGAUUUUAAUUUACUUCGCAUU
Molecule: messenger RNA, 3254 nt
Organism: Ceratitis capitata (Mediterranean fruit fly)
Lineage: Eukaryota; Metazoa; Arthropoda; Insecta; Diptera; Tephritidae
Gene: Zasp67
Product: titin
Exons: 9
Coding region: 628-2688 (686 amino acids)
Biological process (GO): actin cytoskeleton organization; muscle structure development
Cellular component (GO): adherens junction; stress fiber; filamentous actin
Molecular function (GO): actin binding; muscle alpha-actinin binding
Source: RefSeq, a predicted model, not a curated record